GCCUCUGUUUUUUGACAUGUACAGCAACGAUUAAAUCUGACCAAGUAAUAAUAAAAAUUUUGGAAUUUGGAGAGAAUAAAUCGGUUUAUCUUUAAAUCCUGAGAUCUCCACUUGCAUCUCUGCUUGCCUGCAUGACCUCUCGAGCUGGAUGGACAGCCAUCACCUGAAGCUCAACCCAGGCAAGACGGAGAGAAACACAAAAACAUGAUGCCCACAACAGACUCCAGUAGCCAUCAAGAGACUUCCAGUACACCUGAUGGCAACAGCAGUUCAACACGAAUGAAGAAAGAUCUUCACACUUGCUCAGACUGUCGAAAGAGUUUUGCCUCCCCAAGUAAACUCCAAAUCCACCAGCGCACUCACACAGGAGAGAAGCCGUAUUACUGCUCACUGUGUGGCAAGAGGUUUAAUUGUAAGACGACUCUCCGAAGACACCACCGCAUUCACACAGGAGAGAAGCCAUUUCAGUGCUCACAUUGUGAGAAGAGUUUUACUCGACUGAGUGUUUUACGUGAACACCAACGAAUUCACACAGGAGACAAACCAUUUGUGUGCUCACACUGUGGGAGAAGUUUUACUCAGCGUGGUCAUCUCAACUCACAUCAACGGCUUCAUACGGGAGAGAAGCCGUAUCACUGCUCACAAUGUGGGGAGAGUUUUAAACACAAGACAACUCUCCAGGAACACCAGACUCUUCACUCAGGAGAGAAGCUCUAUUACUGCUCACAGUGUGGGAAGAGUUUUAAUAGAGUCAGUCAGUUUCACAUACACCAGCACAUUCAUACAGGACAGAAGCCGUACCAAUGCUCUCAGUGUGGAAAGAGUUUUGCUCGACCAACUACUCUCCAAAACCACCACCGUGUUCACACAGGACAGAAGCCCUAUCAUUGUUUGCAGUGUGGAAAGAACUUUGGUCAAUCAAAUGCUCUCCGAAGACACCAGCGCAUUCACACAGGAGAGAAGCCAUAUCACUGCUCAGAUUGUGGCAAGAGUUUUAAUCAAAGAAGUCAUCUCCGUACACACCAGCGCCUUCACAAACUUACCGUGCGAGAAAACCUUUGCAAUCCAGAGUCUUCUCAAAACACACCACAUCCAUAGAGGACAGAAGCUGUAUCCCUGCUCCCAAUGUGGAUCAAGCUUGGCUCACAUUAGUACUUUGCCAACAAAUUCACACAAAUGAUGAGUGGGGGGAGAAAAUGCAUGCAAUUAGUUUUGAGGACACUGAGGUCAUGUCCUCUGGUUUUUGGGUUUGUUUGUUUUUGUCUAUCAGGAAAAAUUACUUGUAAAUAGUGUUGUAAGCUUAAGCCUUCAUGUUUCAUCCAGAAUUAAGCUAAUUCAUUUGGUGCAUAAACAGUGUAUUUUGUGAGUUGGGUAUGUAUUUGUUUUAAAAUGUAGUUUUUGAUAUGUUUGUAACCUGCUAAAUUGAGUGUUCUCACAUUUCUUGAACUCCAAUGACCAUAAUUCAUCCUCACAUGACACUUCUGGAACACCUCAUACAGCUAUAACUUUUGGACAGCAAGUGAGUGACAUGAGAUUGCUUCAGAUGGAGAGACAGGCAAUGGUGAAAUUGACAUUAGGAGGCUGCUAUGCAACUACACCAGAGGAAAAUUUCAAGUACUUUUUCUUCUUUUGGCUACUCCAAUUAGGGGUCACCACAGCAGAUCGUCAUGAUCUGCGUGUUUGAUUUGACAUAGGUUUCUACACCGGAUGACCUUCCUGACACAAUGCUCCACAAUCUAGCUGGUGACUAGGUAUUUUUACCUAAUCUGCAGGUUUUUGAACUGUGUGGGAAACCGGAGCACCUGGAGGAAACCCAUGCGCAAACCACACCGAAAGGCCCCCGUCGUCUGUGAGGUUUGAACCCGGAACCCUCUUGCUGUGAGGUGACGGUGCUAACCAUUGCACCACUGUGCUGCCCCUUCACAAGUAAAGUUAAUGAAAAAAAGUAUGAAAAAAAACCCCUAAGGGCCGACGUAUGCGUCCAGCUGCUACUUUGCACAGUGCCGCCAUGGAUGUGCACAUGGCCUCUCAGUACACAAGCUGAACACAUGCACACAAUGACUUAAUUGUAAUAUCCUGCGUGGUUUGAAAGAAGAUAAAAACAAGAACACACAAAGCCUGUCUGGCAGUUUGCAACAUGGCAACCUCGAGAGAAGAGCUUCUUCUUGUUUAAUGCUGAUGUUGAAAGAAGACUGAGACAAGAAGAAGAAAAUCAUUCUAAAAAUGUUUCAAAACAUUCUUUUCUGCAUUUCACACCUCGACUACCCAGUCAGCAUCUUUGGCUACUCCCAUCUACUGGAUCUGCAUGUUACUGCAGAUUCAGUUUUGCCUAAAUGGCAUCAAUGUGGACACAAAAUUUGGGUGCUGCAUACAGUCUAUAUGGACUAUGCACAUGAUGAAAUUUUGCGUCACCUGAACCAUGUCCACAGAAGCAUACUUUAGCCUUAACUUGUUAAUAUCCCAUGUUUAGUUAUUGCUCAUCUUCUGAAAAUGUUUCUGUGAAGAGAAAUGGGCUGGUUAUAACUUUGGAAUGUCUCAUGCUAGCUACCUGUUAGGGUUAUCCAUGAAUUCUUGUCACAAUCUCUGUUGACUUGUCUAGUCUCAAUUCCAAAAAAAAGUUGGGACAUUGGAAAAUGCUCAUUCAAAAAAGUGAUUUGUAAAUAUUAUUCACCCUGUACUAUACUGAAAACACUACACUGCAUUUAUUUGAUGUUUUUUUUUGUCCUGAACUUAAUUUUGUUGUAUUUAAAAAAAUAUAUAUACCGCUAUUUCAAAUCUGAUGACAGCAACAUGCUCUGAAAAUGUUGAGACAGUUGAGUGUUUACCACUGUGUAACAUCAUUUCUUUGAAUGGUAUAUAUUAAAUUAUUUCCCUCUUA
Messenger RNA from Neoarius graeffei (lesser salmon catfish), 2878 nucleotides. Its product is annotated as zinc finger protein 239-like. The transcript has 3 exons. The coding region runs from base 205 to 1098 and encodes 297 amino acids. The record is from RefSeq and is a predicted model, not a curated record. NCBI's taxonomy places the organism in Eukaryota, Metazoa, Chordata, Actinopteri, Siluriformes, Ariidae. Gene Ontology annotation, molecular function: RNA polymerase II cis-regulatory region sequence-specific DNA binding; DNA-binding transcription factor activity, RNA polymerase II-specific. Gene Ontology annotation, biological process: regulation of transcription by RNA polymerase II.